This is a messenger RNA of Acanthosepion pharaonis, 690 nucleotides long. The record is from the annotation of a GenBank genome assembly. NCBI's taxonomy places the organism in Eukaryota, Metazoa, Mollusca, Cephalopoda, Sepiida, Sepiidae.
AUGCUAUCAUUUUGCCAUGGAUACCAUAACCUUCCCCACUUCUCUACUCCAUCCACUGUUCUAGAAUUUUCAUUACUGCAAUUGGGAAUUUUUUUCUUUUUCUUUUCUUUUUUCUUUUUUCUUUUUUCUUUUUUCUUUUCUCUUCUUUCUUUUCUCUUCUUUCUUUUCUCUUCUUUCUUUUCUCUUCUUUCUUUUCUCUUCUUUCUUUUCUCUUCUUUCUUUUCUCUUCUUUCUUUUCUCUUCUUUCUUUUCUCUUCUUUCUUUUCUCUUCUUUCUUUUCUCUUCUUUCUUUUCUCUUCUUUCUUUUCUCUUCUUUCUUUUCUCUUUCUUUUCUCUUCUUUCUUUUCUCUUUCUUUUCUCUUCUUUCUUUUCUCUUUUUUCUUUUCUCUUUCUUUUCUCUUCUUUCUUUUCUCUUUCUUUUCUCUUCUUUCUUUUCUCUUUCUUUUCUCUUCUUUCUUUUCUCUUUCUUUUCUCUUCUUUCUUUUCUCUUCUUUCUUUUCUCUUCUUUCUUUUCUCAGCAAAUUUUUGUUUUCUUUCCUUAUUUCUUUUUCUUUCUUUUCCUUCAAAACUUAUUUCUCUUUUUUUUCUUUUUUUUUUUUUUCCUUCUUCCCUUACUUUUCAUUCACAUUUUUCUUAUUUCUGUUUUGCCUUUUUUCCUUUCUUUUUCUUUGGCUAAAGUUGAGUUUCUAA